AUGGCCGACAAUGACAAGUCAGAAACCUCUGGUGAGCCUCAAGGCCGCCAUGUAACCUACUGUGGUGUCUGCACUCUUCCUCCAGAGUACUGUGAGUAUGGAGGCACCGUAAAGAAGUGCCAGGACUGGCUGGAGAAGAAGCAUCCCGACCUUUAUGCGAGAAUCUGGUCAGCAGAGGCUCUUGAACAAGCAACCGCAUCCCUUUCAGUAGACGCCCAGAAGCGAGCCGCCAAAGACGCACAGAAGAAGGCUGCCAAGGCCGAAGCUGCAGAGGCCAAGCAAGCCGACAAGUUGGCCAACAGCAUGGUCACUAUCAAGCGGAUCGAGCGCAACAAAAGAAAGUACGUUACGUCAGUCUCUGGCCUUGAGUCAUUCGGUCUCGAGAAUAAGAAGGUUGCCAAGGAGUUUGGAAAGAAGUUUGCGACUGGCUCGUCCGUCACCAAGACCCCAAGCGGCAGCGAGGAGAUUGUCGUUCAAGGAGAUGUCAGCGACGAGAUUGAGGAGUUUUUGUUGGAAAAGUAUAAGGAGAUACCCGAGGAUAACAUUGAGUUGGUCGAGGACAAGAAGAAAAAGGCUGCCCCGACAGCUUGA
Molecule: messenger RNA, 591 nt
Organism: Colletotrichum abscissum
Lineage: Eukaryota; Fungi; Ascomycota; Sordariomycetes; Glomerellales; Glomerellaceae
Product: translation machinery-associated protein 22
Exons: 4
Coding region: 1-591 (196 amino acids)
Biological process (GO): formation of translation preinitiation complex; translation reinitiation
Molecular function (GO): translation initiation factor activity; mRNA binding
Source: RefSeq, a predicted model, not a curated record